Molecule: messenger RNA, 747 nt
Organism: Caenorhabditis elegans
Lineage: Eukaryota; Metazoa; Nematoda; Chromadorea; Rhabditida; Rhabditidae
Gene: F18E3.10
Product: Serpentine Receptor, class H
Exons: 3
Coding region: 1-747 (248 amino acids)
Source: RefSeq, marked reviewed
AUGCAAAAAAACAACAUUAUGCUACUUCAUGUCUCUUGUUCAAUCAUGGAUAUUUUCAUCACGAGCGGCUUCGGGUUUUCUAUAUGGAUUCCGUCCCCGGCUGGGUUCCCGGUUGAGUUGAUGUCAUACAUCGGUGUGAAUUCGGUGAUUCAGGCGUAUAUCACACUUUCAUCUGGAUUAGCCGCGAUUUUCUCAUACGUUGCACUCUUUGAAUCACGUUACAACAACCUGGUGAGACACGACAAAUCUGAAUUUACUCGAUUUUUGAGAGCGCUAUUUUAUUUGACAAAUAUUGUCUUUUUACAAGGUUGUAUGAUUUUUAUUUUUUGGCAUAUGCCAACUCAGAAAGAGGGGAGGAUGAAUGUGAAAAAGGAUCAUCCCUGCAUUCCACUGUCAUACGUAGAAAAUCCCAACUUCUUGCACCUGAAUUCCCCAACAUCCGAUACAGUUCUGGUCACAGUUUUUUUGAUGGUAUCUAUGAUAAAUGUUUUAUUUAUCCAGUUGAUAUAUUACUUGUCUUACACUGCAUACUAUCUGUUCAGUGGUACAAGAACCGUGUCAGUCAGCACUCGAAAGUUCCAGACAAAGUUUUUCACCGCAUCGCUUCUUCAAAUGGCGAUACCGUCGGUUUCCUUCGCGCUCCCAAUAAUGGCUUAUAUGACAUUGUGGGCAAAUGCAUAUUAUGACCAGAGUAAGUUUAUACAUAACGCUAUUUCACAGGUUAUUUGUCCAUCAGGAAUCUCGUAG